AUGGCUGGACGAAAACGAUCACAUUGUUUUUGUGUUACUAUUAAUCAUGCCGAUUGGAGUAAAUCGUGUUUAGGUGAAUAUUUAACUGCUGGUAAUUUGGUUAAACGUUUAGCUAUAGGUGAAGAAAAAUAUUCACCACCGUUGGAUCCUGAUACGGGAUCAGUUGAUGAUACAGUCGCUGUUGGACGUCAUCAUCAUUGUUUUAUUGACUUUGUCGAUAAUUAUUUUUUGGUGGAAGUUCAAGAUAUUAUUAAUUUAUUUCUCGGUGGUGAUCCUUAUUCGUUGGAUAUACAGUUGUCCAAAGAAGAUCGUUCACCUUAUUUAUUUAACGUUCGUGUUAGUGAAUUAUCGUUAUAUGCACGGUGUUGGUAUCAUGCCCGGACCAAGUAUCGUACAAUACGUGACAUCGACAAGGUUGAUGAAUUUAUCUGUUCACUCGGGCAGAAUGCAAGAUUUGCCGUGGGGUUAAUCGAACAGCAUGUUAAGGAGCUUCGAACCGAGGAAGCUCUUCGACGACGGGUAUUUGAACCCAACCUUAAUUGCAAGGUCACGCGGGAUAUAUUAGGUGUUUUAAAUGAUGGUUUAUCUCAUUUAUAUUUGGUAGGUGCUCCCGGUUGUGGUAAGACAGAGGUGGUAGAUUGGUUUUUGAAGGGAAAAACCUAUUGGAAAGCGGGUGAAUCUAGUGGUUUCGUAUUUGGAACACUCGGUGAUAAUGUAGAAUUCAUAUGGUUCGAGGAUUUCGAUAUGUUUAAGUACGAAGGUCACUUAAACACAUUGUUAUCUUUAAUGGAUCAUAAAGAAACUACCGUAUCUAAGAAGUGUUGUGAUGAUAGAACAAUAGUUUCACCAGCUAGGCAUGUGUAUAUCUCUAAUAAUGCGGUGCCUGGUGAUUAUCCAAUGUUUAAACGUCGUGUUUCUGUUAUAGAUGUAAAUUACAAGAUGCACGAAUGUGCAGGGUGUGGUGAUAUUACUGCUGGUUUACAAGGUUUAACUGAUGCUGAAGUACUUAAUAGUGUAUCCCGAGUGAAUACAACUACCCAAACAAAAGAAUAUCUAAAUUGUAAUUCGGAUUUCGGCCUUGACAAUGAUAUGUGA
Messenger RNA from Rotaria sp. Silwood1, 1095 nucleotides. The record is from the annotation of a GenBank genome assembly. NCBI's taxonomy places the organism in Eukaryota, Metazoa, Rotifera, Eurotatoria, Philodinida, Philodinidae.